Dendroctonus ponderosae (mountain pine beetle) is the source of this 2700-nucleotide messenger RNA. RefSeq names its product sorting nexin-2 (gene Snx1). NCBI's taxonomy places the organism in Eukaryota, Metazoa, Arthropoda, Insecta, Coleoptera, Curculionidae. The transcript has 10 exons. Bases 159 to 1571 code for a protein of 470 amino acids. The record is from RefSeq and is a predicted model, not a curated record. Gene Ontology annotation, molecular function: phosphatidylinositol binding. Gene Ontology annotation, biological process: early endosome to Golgi transport. Gene Ontology annotation, cellular component: endosome; endosome membrane.
CUUGUCAGCGUCAAUCAGCUAAAUAUCACUUGUCAGUUUUGUUGAUAUUAAUUUUUAAAUCCUGCAAAGUAAUCAAGUUCCAAGUUUUCAAGACAAUUAAAAGGUGAUUGAGUGAUCAUUUACGCUUUGCCGCAUUCAAUUGAUCUUCAACUGGAAACAUGGCUGAUGGCAGAGUUGAUCCACCCCCUCUUUUUGAAAGCGUUGAUAUUUCGAACGAGAAUAAUGAUCUUUUUGUAUCAGCCAGGGAGGAUCCUAUUGAUGAAAGUAUAAGAAAAAUAACAAACGGCACUAGAGAACCCGUUGAUAUAUCAAAACUAAAUAUUUCGGAAUCUAGAAGCGAAAUGGAAUCUGUGCCAAUUAGUUCUGAACCUGUAUUAUCACCGUCUGAACGGGCUGAACUUCAAAGUGGAGAUGAAUUCAUAGAAAUCAGUAUAGGAAAUUCUCAAAAGAUUGGCGAAGGAAUGAGCGCUUACGUCGCCUAUCGAAUCACUACCAAAACCAAUAUGCGUAUUUUUAAGCACAGGGAAUUUUCCGUUGUGAGAAGGUUCAGUGACUUUUUGGGCCUUCACGAUAAGCUUAUAGACAAGUACUUGAAACUUGGAAGAAUUAUUCCCCCAGCACCCGAAAAAAGCGUUAUUGGAAUGACGAAAAUAAAAAUGGGGAGUAGUACCGAAACUGCUCAAAAUAAUGGUAGUGAGUUUGUUGAACGGAGGAGAGCUGCUUUGGAAAGGUAUUUGCGACGGACCGCACAACAUCCUGUUCUCAUCUUAGAUCCAGAUUUUAGGGAAUUUCUGGAAUCCGACAUAGAGCUUCCCAAGGCAACAAGUACAUCAGCUCUGAGCAGUGCAGGUGUGAUGCGAUUAUUUAACAAAGUAGGUGAAACUGUUAAUAAAAUCACGUAUAAGAUGGAUGAAACGGAUCCGUGGUUUGAAGAAAAGCUCUCUCAUAUUGAAGGGCUGGAGGUUCAGCUGCGAAAACUGCAUAGUAACGUUGAGGCUAUGGUUACCUAUAGAAGAGAAUUAUCAAACCUGACUAAUGGAGUGUCUAGAUCUGCGGCAAUGCUAAGUUCCUGCGAAGAUCACACCUCUUUGUCUAGAGCUCUGACUUUUCUUGCCGACACUGAAGAAAGGGUGGAAGCUCUUCAUAUAGAACAAGCUAAUACUGAUUUCUACAUUCUUUGUGAAUUGCUAAAAGAUUAUAUUGGUCUUUUGGGUGCUGUCAGGGAUGCCUUCCAUGAACGUACUAAGCUUUUUCAGCACUGGCAACAUUCCCAACAGAUGCUAGCCAAAAAGAGGGAGGCAAAAGCUAAAUUUGGUCUUCAGAACCGAACGGAUAAAGCUGACCAAGCCAGUAUAGAAGUUGUUGAGUGGGAAUCGAAAGUGGAACGAGGACAAGAAAGUUUCGAUAAAAUAUCUAGAAUGAUCAAGGAGGAAAUGGGCAGAUUUGAAAAAUCUAGAAUACAUGAUUUCAAAAUAAUGUUCAUCGAGUAUUUAGAAAAUCAUUUAAAGCAUCAAGCUCAGCUUGUACAAUAUUGGGAAAAAUUCCUUCCAGAAGCUAAGGCGAUUGCCUGACUAGAGGAUAUCUGUAAAGAAUAGCAACAUCUACAUUCCUAUUGGCGCUUUCCUGAAAUAUGAGAGGUUUUAUUUCGAAUUAGGUAUGUGAUUGCUUAAUUUGAUAACUGUCUUUAAUUACUGUUUCUUUAGAAAGAAAAACAGUGAUAUGCUUAAUACUGUCGGUUUUUGACUAUUGAUUUAUGCUAUAUUUAAAAAAAACUCAAGGUUCAAUUUCAAACAGUUAAUCUCUUGUUGUAAUAGUAUUCUAUUUUUACGAAAUAUUGUAAUGGGAUAAUGCUUAAACCAGUAGUUCAAGUUAAUUGUUGAAGAAUCUUUCUCUGCGUUUUUAUUCCCGAAGCAGUACUAGUAUCAAUCAAAAUGUUAAAAUAUGUACCUUACUGUUAUAUGCUUUCUCAUGUUAAGCGAGUUCCUUCAUUUUUUUCAAGAUUUAUUUUAUAUUAUAUUCAUAUAACCAAAUAAGUAUGUACAGUGUGCAUGCAAAACAUCCGUUUAUCAUUGCAAUUUCAUAUUGUUUGAAAAUAAUUAAUUGUUUUACUGUUGUAAAACAUACAUUGCAUUUCAAAGUUUAUUUUCUGCAUUAAUUAAUUAAUUUUGUACAUAGACCAAAAUCUGCUCAUAAAUCAGCGACGUUUCUACCAUCUACUAUAAAUUUAAAAACGUAAAAACCUUUAGUCGUAAUGUAAUUACAUGAUUACAUAAUACAUUAGCCGAAGCUAAGGUGAAUUGAAAAUAGUGUAAGUAAUAAGUUUUCUAAAAAGUAAUUUUAUACUAGCAGGUUCUUCUUUUAGAAAAAAAUCUUUUUAGAAAAAAAAUGCUAUUAAAUAUAAAGUACUAGAAAAACUUUAAAUUUGAGUGUCAAGACUAUAUAUUAAUAGUUUAUGAACAUAAUUCUGCUUUUCCUUUCGCUCAAGUGUGCAUUUCCUGAAUAUAGAAAAACUAGACUUGUAUUUAUUCUAAUAUAUCAGUGCAAAAUAGAAUUUUAUACGCGUAUUGGUGUGCUGAAACUGUACUAGAAGUAAUCUACUAGUUAGGACCUAUAGGGAUUUACUGAAACUUAAAUAAACAAUCAGAAGGCUUAUUGUUUCCAUAUAUUUAUGAAGAUUUACAUAAAUACUAUACUCUUAGA